AUGGAUUCGAUAUCAUUGACCGAGGCCAAAACUAAACGCACAGCCGCAAAGGCUUCUCUAACCCGACACAAGUCUGCCAUAGAAAGCUUUGACGCGAAUCAUGGAUCGCGCCAUGACAUUAUUGAACGCAAAAAAAGAAUAUUGGAAUUAUGGAAUCUUUUCGACGUAGUACAAUCGCGAAUAGAGGUUCUUGAGAAUGAAGAAGAUUUAUCUUCUCAAGAUUUAGAUCUAUUAAACGCUCAACAUGAGCAACACCGAGCAAGCUUCGAAUCAACAUACUUUAGCGUAAUCUCACGCUGUGAAUCCUUACUUGAGCAUUUUGAUCAACAUAACAUUAGGCUUUCUUCGGGAUCUUUUAGCACGCCAGGCGCUAAUUCGUCUGCCCGCAGGGAAGCGCAUGUUAAGUUACCUAAAAUCGAGCUUCCAGUGUUUUCAGGUUCCUACGAGGAUUGGUAUUCUUACCAUGAUAUGUUUGAACAAUUAAUCCACAACAACCAAAAUUUAUCCGAGAUAGAGAAAUUCCAUUAUUUGCGAUCUUCCCUCAAGGACAAGGCCGCUGAAAUAAUAAAGUCAAUUGAAACUACCACCGACAAUUAUAAGGAUGCCUGGAACGCUAUUAAGGAACGAUUUGACAACAAACGGUGGAUAUUACAAAGGCACAUCAAGGCCAUUUUCGAAAUUGCUCCAGUAACGAAAGAAAAUCAUGCUCAGUUACGUGAAUUAUUAGAUACGAUUUUAAAACAUUUGCGCGCUCUCAAAGCCAUGGGAAGACCCACGGAUACUUGGGACGAUUUAAUCGUUCAUCUUAUAAUUUCGAAACUUGAUACGGUUACUACCAAGGCUUGGGAAACAAGCAUUCCUGAUAUGGAAAUUCCCACACUAAAAUCACUGACUGAUUUUCUUUCAAAACGUUGCAUCGCGCUUGAAGCAAUUUCUAGCAAAUCCUCAAUCAAUCAAUUUGCAAAGGCAAAGAAUUGUUCGGUUUCUAAUCUCGCGACUUCUAAUUUAUCUUGUCCUAAAUGUAAGGAAAAUCAUCCGCUUUACUAUUGUGAAACAUUUCUCAAAUUACCAGUAGAAAGCAGAAUCGCCUUUGCAAAGAAGGUUCAUUUAUGUCUAAACUGUUUGAGAUCUAAUUCUCAUCAAGCUAAAAAUUGCACUUCAAGCUCUUGUCGCAAAUGUAAAGGUCAACACAAUACACUUUUACAUUUGUCAAAGACAGCAGACGCUAACGAGUCGUCUAAUGCGAAAGCAGCUGUGGCUUCCGAUACAGAAACUUCUGCGAAGCCAGUUGCAACACAAUGUUUAUCUACUCAUCAAUCUCUAGGAAUUAUAUUAUCAACAGCUAUUAUUCAUGUAUUUGACUGUAAUAAACACAUCCAUUCGUGUCGUGUAUUGUUAGAUAGCGGAUCACAAAUGAAUUUCAUUACGCAGAGUCUUGCCGACAAAUUGUACCUCAAUAAAAGGCAAAUAGAGAUAUCUAUUUCAGGUGUAACUAAUGCUAACAUUCGAGCCAAUCAAUCUACAGUAGUACAUAUUAAGUCGCGGUUCAACAAUUUUAGCGAGAGGAUAGAAUGCGUUGUUUUGCCAAAAAUCACGCAACAAUUGCCUCAAAAAUUCAUUUCCAAGCAGAAUAUAACUAUACCAAAUAAUUUAAAGUUGGCCGAUCCUGAUUUUAAUGUUCCCGCUGACAUUGACAUGCUAAUCGGCGCUGAGAUAUUUUGGAAGCUCAUUUGCGCAGGUCAAAUUAAACCUUCUAGAAAUAAACCAACACUGCAGAAAACUCUCUUGGGAUGGAUUUUAUCUGGUCCGACAUCAAGUAUUCCUAGUAACUCCAGUUCUUCAAUCAUCAGUUGUUUAGCUGUAACAGAAGACUUAAAUCAUGCUCUCAGUCGUUUCUGGGAAUUGGAUCAUUCGAUAUCCGCUUCAACUCUUUCUCCAGAGCACCAAUCUUGCGAGAAUCUAUUCAAGGACACUGUCAAACGCAACAGCGAUGGACGCUUCGUGGUCCAGCUACCGAUCAUACCUAACAAGCUAUCUGAACUCGGUGAAUCAAGGGAAAUAGCCACUCGCCGCUUCAAAUGUUUAGAGAAACGCUUUGUUACCUCUCCUAAAUUACAUGCAGAAUACAAAGAAUUUAUACAAGAAUACAUACAACUUGGUCAUAUGCGUGAGGUCACUCACAUUACAAAUAAUGACAGCCAAACAUAUUACCUACCGCAUCAUGCCGUAUACAAAGAAACGAGUACUUCUACCAAACUAAGAGUGGUUUUUGAUGGUUCUUGCAAAACAACCACUGGAAUCUCGUUAAAUGAUGCAUUAUUGGUAGGCCCCACUAUACAAGAUGAUCUGCUUUCAAUAUUAAUAAGAUUUCGUAUGUACAGAUAUGUCAUGACUGCAGAUGUGGCAAAGAUGUACAGACAAGUUUUAAUCGAUCCGAAUCAAACCUCUCUGCAACGCAUUCUUUGGCGUGACUCUUCGGAUCAACCCAUUCAAACAUUCGAGCUUCUGACCGUCACGUACGGUACAGCAUCUGCUGCCUUCCUAGCCAUUAGAUCGCUCAGGAAAUUAGCUGAGGAUAACUCUGAGAAGUAUCCCGUUGGAUCCGGGACAGUUUUAAACGACUUUUAUGUUGAUGACUUGGUCACCGGCGCUGACAAUUUACAAGAUGCCUCCUCCAUCAAGAUUCAGACAAGGCAAUUGCUUCUUGAAGGUGGUUUCGAGCUACGCAAAUGGUUCUCUAAUGUACCUGAUCUUCAAGACGAUCAACUUUCCAAUCCUGAAAAGGAAUUCGUACUAUCUUCCGACAAGGAAUGCGAAACAAGGACACUGGGUCUUGUGUGGAACUGCACCCAUGAUCACUUCCAAUUUUCUAGUAUCUCCUGUCUGCCACCUUUGGCUACGCCUACCAAAAGGCAAGUACUAUCAAGAGUCGCUUUGGUUUUUGAUCCUCUCGGACUUUUUGGACCUGCGACUGUCAUUGCUAAAAUCAUUAUUCAACAACUCUGGCUCCUCAAGAUUGGCUGGGAUGAAGCUCUUCCCUUGGAUUCAACCACUAAAUGGAAACGCUACGAGCGUGAGUUGCCAAUUUUGAGAGACAUGACUAUUUCACGACGCGCUAUCGCGCUAAGUGAACAUAUCAACUUAGAGCUCCAUGGCUUCUCUGACGCCAGUGAACGAGCUUAUGGCGCGUGCAUCUAUUUACGUGCCACUGAUGCUCACGGAAACAUUUCAAUUAGAUUGCUCUGCUCUAAAAACCGUGUAGCUCCACUCAAGAGUUUAUCAAUUCCGCGCUUGGAAUUAUGCGCAGCCCUCUUGUUGGCUCAGAUCACCGACAAGAUUUUGAAACGUAUUACUCACAAAUUUACAUCUAUUUAUCUGUGGACCGACUCCACCGUAGUUUUAGCCUGGCUGCAAUCAUCUAGUCGUACAUGGUCGACAUUUGUCUCCAAUCGUGUUGGCGAUAUCCAACAAUUAACCACUAUACAAGACUGGCAUCAUGUAUCCAGUCAGGACAAUCCAGCUGAUCUUUUAUCCAGAGGCAUAUCUCCGGCUGCAUUGCCACAUGCGCAUCUUUGGUGGUCGGGGCCCGCUUGGCUGAAACUUGACAAGGG
This is a messenger RNA of Cyphomyrmex costatus, 3611 nucleotides long. RefSeq lists its product as uncharacterized. Gene Ontology annotation, molecular function: aspartic-type endopeptidase activity. Gene Ontology annotation, biological process: proteolysis. The transcript has a single exon. Lineage: Eukaryota; Metazoa; Arthropoda; Insecta; Hymenoptera; Formicidae. The record is from RefSeq and is a predicted model, not a curated record. The annotation marks the transcript as partial.